Molecule: messenger RNA, 1983 nt
Organism: Brassica napus (rape)
Lineage: Eukaryota; Viridiplantae; Streptophyta; Magnoliopsida; Brassicales; Brassicaceae
Product: protein PHYTOCHROME KINASE SUBSTRATE 4
Exons: 1
Coding region: 631-1836 (401 amino acids)
Biological process (GO): phototropism
Source: RefSeq, a predicted model, not a curated record
GGAGAUAGGGCGCAAACAACUUUAUGUUUAUACAUUAAAAAAAAACUUUAUGUUUCUUUUCAUAUUGCAGGAUUUGUGUGUUUUUUUAAAAGAAAAUGAUAGAGAUUAAGCUUAAAAUAUAUAGUUCAACUAAACCUUCUUUUAUAACUAUGAAGUUUUGAACCUUUAGUCUAUACUUUUCUUAUAAGAUGAAGGCCCUAAAAAGAAUCUAGUACUAAUUGAAAAUAAUUGUGGUGGAUCCAUAACUUUCAAUCAUCACAUCAAGUAGCAUUACACUCGAAUUAGUUUUAGUAUAAUCAUAGAGAAUCUUAAAUAUUAGAAAAAUAUACCAAGACCCUAACCCUCAACCAUUAAAUUAUUUGUUUGUGUUGUUCAAAAACCCUAAAUCACCAACCAUUAAAUUAUUUGUUUGUGUCAUUUUUUUUUAUUACAUUUGAAAAGGAAAACAAUGGUUAUAUGUAAGAACGUCAUGAUGACCUUAUUAAACGAGAAAGAUAGAACUUUCUCGGACAUAACUAACUCCUGACACAUCCCUCAAGUCUCAAGUGUAUAUAUAUACACAGAGUUAGAGAGCUACUUGAAACCUUCAUCUCAGCUUCUACGAUUCAAAAAAACACAAAGCUAAGUCCAAUGGCGGAAACUACUGUAACUGUCGUAGCGACCAAACGCGAUGCUCUAGACCCUUACAUCAAGAUCAUUCAAAGUCGGUCCCUCGACAUCGAUGUCUCCUUCUCCUCAUACCUCAAGCCAGACAACAACGAACAAAAGGAGCAACAAGAAGAUACGGAGAUAAGCAUAUUCGAAGCUCGAAGAUACUUUAGCGAAAGCGGAAGCAACGAUAGAUCCAAAUCUACGAAUCUUAGUGGUCCAAGAUUCUCUUCGGCUUCAUCUGCUAAAGUCUCUUCCUUUACCGUGGGACAUACGGCAUCCUCCGAAGCUAGCUGGAACAGCCAAACCGGUUUGCUCCGUAACAACAACCGACAAGGAUCGGACCAUGACGGACGUGGAAGCAGCAAGAAAGGCCCCAGGUGGUUUUUCAGACGCAGGACUUGUCCCUGUUCUAGCUCCAAGUCGGUCCAGGUCCAAGAAACCAAACCAAGAAUUGCAGAGUUUAAAACCGGUUCUGACCGAACCGUGUCUAUCGUUCAUCAUAAUCAUCAGAGGAUAUCGUCGUCUGAUCCGAUUAGACUAACGAUCCCUUCAAACAAUGUGACCCGGACCAUAAAUUACGCGGGAAACAGUAGAGAAUCUUCAGUUCCGGUUAGUAAUUUUAGCUUCCCGACUCUGAACCCGAUUAAACCGGAUUUGAAUCGAACCGAACCGGUUCUGCAUCCGAUUAAACCGGUUUUGAACCCAACGAGUCCCAAGGGAGUUACUACUACAGACGAAGAAGCCGCGAGCGACGCCAGCUCCGACCUCUUCGAGAUAGAGAGCUUCUCUACUCAGCACAUAUCUCGUCCCUGUGCUCCACCACCACCAGCUGAUCUCGUCAGAAACUCGGUAGACGAGACAGCGACAGAGUACGGUUACGAGCCGAGCGAAGCAAGUGUCACUUGGAGCGUUACGACCGCGGAACCGGUCUCGGUAGCGGCGGCUAGCUUCUCAAGAAUCAACUUAUCGCAGCCGUCGCUGACAUUUGGCGGCGGUUGCGAUAAGAAGAGAACGGCGUUGUUAGACUGUCGUUGUGAGAAAGCGGUUAUGGUUAGUGGCGGUCAGCGUUUGGUUCAGCCGCUUAAGAACGUUAGCGUUCAGGAUGACGUCAUGCAAAAGGUGUUGUGCAACAAUGGCAGCUCUACACUAAAAAUGUUGAAUAAUAAAUCGUCGUUUCUGGUUUAGGACCGGUUUAACUACUCCACUCUCUUGGUGUUUUGUGUGUGUGUUCUCAUGUAAAAUUGCUUUGUUUUUUUUUCUCGAACAUGUGUACUUUUAAGUUUAUGAGUUUAACAAAACCAACGUGAAUAAAAAAUAUUAAUUCCAGCGUUA